Molecule: messenger RNA, 1466 nt
Organism: Dama dama (fallow deer)
Lineage: Eukaryota; Metazoa; Chordata; Mammalia; Artiodactyla; Cervidae
Gene: CRYBA4
Product: crystallin beta A4
Exons: 6
Coding region: 428-1051 (207 amino acids)
Biological process (GO): visual perception; lens development in camera-type eye
Molecular function (GO): structural constituent of eye lens
Source: RefSeq, a predicted model, not a curated record
UGAGGAAGAAGAUGGGACCUGGGAGAGGGGAAAGGGAUGGGUGUUUGUUGAAUGCCUGUGCCAGACAUGUGACAUACUCUCAUGCCAUUUUAUAGUUCAUCCUCGCUCCAUUUUACAGGAAGAAAUGGGGGGAGGACCCGCCCCGGGUCACACGGCUAGGAAGGCUGAGGUUCUUGGACUCUUGGUCCACCGCUGGACCAGGGUGGACCUUCUUCCUCUUGCCUCCUUCCCGGGGAUCCCCGAGGGGGGCACCCUGGCCUCUCCCUCCCAGCAGAGGCCAAUGCUGCUGACACCUCUCCACUGGAGCCACAAGCAGGGCUGGCUUUUGUUCCUGUCACUCACUUGCUGAGUCAGGGCUCUGUCCCCCGAGGGGCCCUCUCUCCUCCCUGCCUAUAAGAGCCUGACCUCGGCCGUUCCCGGGUCUGGCAUGUUCUCUGGGUCUGUCUCGGAAACGAGCGGCAUGUCUCUGCAGUGCACCAAGUCGGCGGGACACUGGAAGAUCGUGGUGUGGGAUGAAGAGGGCUUCCAGGGCCGGCGGCAUGAGUUCACGGCUGAGUGCCCCAGCGUGCUGGAGCUUGGCUUCGAGACUGUUCGAUCUUUGAAAGUGCUGAGUGGCGCGUGGGUGGGUUUUGAGCACGCCGGCUUCCAAGGGCAGCAGUAUGUGCUGGAGCGGGGCGAGUACCCGUCCUGGGACGCCUGGAGCGGCAACACGUCCUACCCCGCCGAGCGGCUCACCUCCUUCCGGCCCGUGGCCUGCGCCAACCACCGUGACUCGAGGCUGACCAUCUUCGAGCAGGAGAACUUCCUGGGCAGGAAAGGAGAGCUGAGUGAUGACUACCCCUCCCUCCAGGCCAUGGGCUGGGAUGGCAAUGAAGUGGGCUCCUUCCACGUCCACUCGGGGGCCUGGGUCUGCUCCCAGUUUCCUGGCUAUCGAGGUUUUCAGUACGUGCUGGAGUGUGACCACCACUCAGGCGACUACAAGCACUUCCGGGAGUGGGGCUCUCACGCCCAGACCUUCCAGGUGCAGAGCAUCCGAAGGAUCCAGCAGUGAGCAGAGGGGUCGGCGCUGAGCAGGGGACGCGUGCUUGUCUGGAACAGAGGAACCGCGGACGCUGCUACCAGCUCUCUCCUCUGCCCGCCCCGUCACCCGUAUGCACCCAGUUAAUCCCGUGGGCCAGUCCACGCACAGUCAGCACGAAAAACUAAAAGUAAUACUAAAAUAAAAGGUCUAGUGUUACCCUGUGGUUUUCCAUUUUGUGAAUCCUCUCAGAGGAUCGAAGUGUAGCUUUGUUGAUUUUCUCGGUCGUUCGUCUGUGUUUCAUUUCACUGAGUUUUGCUCUUAUCCUUCCUGUUUUUCAUCUUCUAUUAUUUUGGGUUUACUUUAUUCGUCUGUUGUCUAGCUUUUAAAGGCAGACCCUUGAGUCAUUAAUUAUGGCCCCUCCCCCCAUAUGGGUUUCCCUGGUGGC